UUGAAUAAAAUAAAAAUGAACUGGCAGGGGGCUGGAAAUGUAAGAGUUUUAGAAGGGUUAGUGGGGGUAAGUGCUUAGGCUUUCAAACUCCGAUGAACUUUAUCUCAUAGAAGAACUCCAUUAUGAAAAGAUUAACAGAAACACCGCAUAAUAGAAGUAGCUAUGGAGAAGCUCUCCUGCCUUUAAAUUUUAUAAGUGUUUCAAAAAGAGUCAAAUAAGUCUCCGUCACCGGUUUUUGAAGAUUUUAGAUUAGGGACCAUGCCAGAAACAACUUUUCGAAAUUCCUCUGUAGUUGUCAGAGAAGCCAAAGAGAAGGUGAACAAGUUAUAACCUUCAGAAAGAGAGCCUCUCCUAGAAAGAAACUAAAUAUGACUCUCCCAAACGCCCAGAAAAGUCGACCAAGUACUAUUAUAGAAACACUCGGUGGGAAGAUCGCUAGAAGGAUGAACCAAGAGCUGUUAAAUAAAGAAUCUCGUUUCAUACAAAAGAAUGUUAAAAGAGCUAUUCACCAUAGGAAGAGUACUAUAGAUAGCCCAGUUAGUUCAAGAGGAUCUGACUGGAAUGCUCUCAAGAAUUCUAAUAAGAAGGUUAAAUCUAAGUUCUCCAAAGUAAAUAAACCUGUUUCUAAAUUUGAAAGCGAUACUUCACCUAAAUUAAAGAAAAAGAAUGCUGAAAAGUUUAAACUUCUUGAAAAGAGCAUGAGAAGGGAAUAUGAAGAGAGAAUUAACAACAUCAAGAGGAGAUAUGAAGAUAUAAUAUCUGCACUCAAGGCUAGUCUUGCACAAGCCCAAGAUACCAAGAAAGAAACAAUUCAAAUUAAUAAAGAUAAAGCCAAAGAAAUCGUACUCAAGAAUACACAGAAGUUGGUCCAUAAAGCUCAGAUUAGUAGCUUAAGAAAGAAAGUUAGUCGAAUGUCAAAGAACAAUUUUAAAGAUCUGACUAAAGGGAUAGUGCUUGAAAAUGAUAGACUUGCAAUGCAGCUUGAGGAUGUCUCUAUGAAGCUCCAUAUGACAACAGAAAAACUAAGGCGAGCUGAAAAGGAACUCCAUAGUCUUAAGAACUUCGCAUCAAAAUAUCAUAAUAUUGAUGUUAAUGAGAUGCACAAGACAGUACGGAAUCUUGAAAAUGAGUUAGAAAUGUACAAAAAGAAAAACGCUCCUCAGAAGGGUUUCAAGGUUACCAAUCGUAUCUGUACUGUGUGUGCCAGUCAGAUCGAUAAUUACAAUAAUAGGGUCAAGAAGAUCAUAGUUGAGGGAGGAAGAAAUAGAGAGCAUGCAUAUCCUGCCAAUGUCUUUUUGUCUAGUGACGAAGAAGAAGACAGAAAAGAAAAACGUAAAGAACUUAUAGCACAACAAACGGAUAUCAUGAAACAAGUACUCUCAGAGCUUAAAGGAUAUUCUGAUGAUGUUGAGAGCUUUGGAAAAGAAGAAUCUGCAAUUACCUCCGAAGAUGGCAGUGAUAUUUUUGGACAAUACCCAGUCAUGCGUCUGCAUGCGCCAAAUGAUGAAGAACCCAGUGAGUUUAUGAAAAAGUACCUUGCAUUUUCAAAUGUAAAUGAAAUUGAAAGUGUUAGCGAUAGUGAUUUUGAUAGCGAAAACAGAGAUGUAGUUGAUCCAAAAGAAUUAUCAAAAAUUGAAAAUAACCCUAAUUCAAGUUCUACAAAUAAAUUCUUAGAUAGUUCUCUUUGAUCAAAAAUUCAAGUAAAAAGACCAAAAGCUAUCAUUACCAAAAGACCUAGCCAAAAAUUUGACUUAAGAGAUGACAUUGAAAACUCAAUUCUCAUAAGCGGAGAGGCUUCAGCACAGCUUCAAAAUAAUUUUUAAACAUUCAACUCUAAAA
This is a messenger RNA of Moneuplotes crassus, 1839 nucleotides long. The record is from the annotation of a GenBank genome assembly. NCBI's taxonomy places the organism in Eukaryota, Ciliophora, Spirotrichea, Euplotida, Euplotidae.